Messenger RNA from Neoarius graeffei (lesser salmon catfish), 1647 nucleotides. RefSeq names its product homeobox C11b (gene hoxc11b). Bases 19 to 948 code for a protein of 309 amino acids. The record is from RefSeq and is a predicted model, not a curated record. Gene Ontology annotation, biological process: regulation of transcription by RNA polymerase II; anatomical structure development. The transcript is spliced from 2 exons. Lineage: Eukaryota; Metazoa; Chordata; Actinopteri; Siluriformes; Ariidae. Gene Ontology annotation, cellular component: nucleus. Gene Ontology annotation, molecular function: DNA-binding transcription factor activity, RNA polymerase II-specific; RNA polymerase II cis-regulatory region sequence-specific DNA binding.
AGUGCAUGAGUCAGGACGAUGUUUAACUCGGUCAAUCUGGGCAACUUCUGCUCCCAGACGCGAAAAGACAGAAGUACCGAGUUCGGGGAGCGGACGGGCUGCGGCUCGAGCCUCUACCUCCCCAACUGUGCCUACUACGUGCCCGAGUUUUCUUCUUCCUCCUCUGCGGUGUCGUCGUUUCUGCCGCAGGCUUCCUCGCGUCAGAUCGCUUACCCGUACCCAACAAGCCUGUCUCACGUGCAGUCGGUUCGGGACGUGUCGUACGGACUGGAUCCGUCAGCCAAGUGGCACCACAGAGGGAGCUACGCGCCGUGCUACGCGGCAGAGGAAUGUCUUCCGCCAUCGUCCUCCAUGACGGAAAUGCUGAUGAAGAACGAGAGCGUCUAUAACAACCACCACCACCACCAUCAUCAUCCUCAUCAUCACCACCUUCAUCAACAAGCCGGCACUAGCUUUUACCCCGCCACGGGAAAGAACAACAACGUCCUCCCGCAAGGUUUUGACCGUUUUUUCGAGGGUGCCUACGGAGGCUCCGUUGAGGACUGUGUGCAAAAAGAAGAGGACGUCAGCAAACCGGAUCCGGCCGCGCGUUCCGACCCAGAAAAAGAGCACCAGCGCGAAGAUGAGGAUGAAGAGGACGAGCACGCCACCGCGACGUCGGGAGCCUCGUCCACGGCGGCGAAAGACGACGCCGCCUGCAAGAGCGAGCACUCCAGUGCCACUCGGACGCGGAAGAAGCGAUGCCCUUACACCAAGUUUCAGAUCCGGGAGCUCGAGCGCGAGUUCUUCUUUAAUGUUUACAUCAACAAAGAAAAACGGCUGCAGCUCUCGCGCAUGCUGAACCUCACCGACCGACAGGUGAAAAUCUGGUUCCAGAACCGACGAAUGAAAGAGAAGAAAUUAAGCCGAGAUCGCCUGCAGUAUUUUUCCGGUAACCCUCUUUUGUGAACUGUGUUGUUGUUUUUUUCUCUCAUGUCCUGGAUAUUAUCAUAAUUCCAAAAAAAAUUCAAUGCAAAGUUGAAUCGUAAUGAAGACAGAAGCUGAUUUCAGUACUUGGUUGUUGCAUAGCUACACAUAAGUUGGGACUUUUAUGGACGUAUGACGUUUUUAUUUUUUCCAGCAUCUCUUGCUUUAAAAUAGCAUCAUCUUCAGCAUAAAUGAUGUUAAGAGAGUGAGACCUAAAGAAGGCCAUUUCCAUCAUGUAAAAAACUCCUUUUUCUAAUAAAGAAUUAGGAUCCAGCGAAGCGUCCCAUCAACUAGAACCAUUUUACUCUGAAUUGCCCUUGACUUAUUGUAAUCGAUGAAGUUGUGAUUGUAUCUAUUAUUAUUAUUAUUAUUAUUGACUUUAUUUACAGGUAAAUGCCCAUCUUUGAGACUAUGCAAUAUGAUUAAUCACCAUUGUGUAUUAUUACUCACUGUAAAUAUGUACUUGUUUAUUUUUUCUUUUAUUUUCUUUUUCAUUUGCAUUAUCCAUGCUAGAGGAUGGGAAAAGGUCGAAGCGAAGCGAAGGCUGCAGGGUUUUCUAUUUUUAUCCCAUUGUAAGCUGUUGUUUAUGCUAGCUGUUUACGUGUUAUGCGGUGAAAAGGGGGAGGAAACGUUGAAUAUAUGCAUAUGCAAAGUUAAGAAUGUAAUAAAAAAAAUUAGGAA